AUGGCAUGGGUUUGCAACUCAGAACUCGGUGCACGCAGUACCGUUCAUGAUAUCGCGCAGGUCCAGGUCAUCCAGAGAUGGCCGAUCUGCUCAUACUUCGGCUGCGGCUCCAGCUCGAGUUCAACAGGGAAACUCGGGUCCGCAUUCAUAUUCGGCAAGAAAAGCUGGUCCAAGAAUCACCGCACCUAUUCUAAACCGCUGAAAAUCGAAGCAGGACAUUCCAGCGCUCAUCACAUUACAUCUUUCAAAGAGCCGCACGGCGUACAUAAUAGCAGCUAA
Penicillium lagena is the source of this 279-nucleotide messenger RNA. RefSeq lists its product as uncharacterized. The transcript has a single exon. Lineage: Eukaryota; Fungi; Ascomycota; Eurotiomycetes; Eurotiales; Aspergillaceae. The record is from RefSeq and is a predicted model, not a curated record. Bases 1 to 279 code for a protein of 92 amino acids.